Molecule: messenger RNA, 1032 nt
Organism: Alternaria atra
Lineage: Eukaryota; Fungi; Ascomycota; Dothideomycetes; Pleosporales; Pleosporaceae
Exons: 1
Coding region: 1-1032 (343 amino acids)
Molecular function (GO): protein binding
Source: RefSeq, a predicted model, not a curated record
AUGUACGACCAAGAUAGACUUGCUCAGCUUGUUCAAGACGCACAGCGAUUCAUUAUGUACCACAAAGGCGCAAUCGAGGGUUACCCUCUUCAGACUUAUGCAUCCGCUCUCCUGUUCAGUCCGACAGGCAGUCUGAUCAGACAGCUGUUCGAGCACGAAGAGCCAGAAGCAAUCAGCAUUAGGCCAGCUCUGGACGACGAGUGGAGCGCGUGUCUGCAGACGCUCGAGGGCCAUAGCAGUGUUGUCACCUCGGUGGCCUUCUCGCACGACUCGACCCGGCUGGCGUCGGCGUCCCACGAAAGGACCGUCAAGAUCUGGGAUGCGAGCAGCGGCGUAUGUCUGCACACGCUCGAGGGCCAUAGUAGGGAGGUCAGCUUGGUGGCCUUCUCGCACGACUCGACGCGGCUGGCGUCGGCGUCCUGGGACAGGACCGUCAAGGUCUGGGAUGCGAGCAGCGGCGCGUGUCUGCACACGCUCGAGGGUCAUAGCGAUUAUGUCACCUCGGUGGCCUUCUCGCGCGACUCGACCCGGCUGGCGUCGGCUUCUCACGACAGGACCGUCAAGGUCUGGGAUGCGAGCAGCGACGCGUGUCUGCAGACGCUUGAGGGCCAUAGCAGGGAGGUCAGCUCGGUGGCCUUCUCGCACGACUCGACGCGGCUGGCGUCGGCAUCCUGGGACAGGACCGUCAAGGUCUGGGAUGCGAGCAGCGGCGCGUGUCUGCAGACGCUUGACGUUGGCAGGGCCCUCCACGACUUGUCUUUUGAUCAUAAUGGUUCUCGCCUCACCACUGAAAUAGGCACUAUCGUUGUUCAGAGCACAGAGGCUUCUAGUAUGAUAGAUCUUGCAGAAUCUGCCCGCCCUACAUGCCCAGGCACUAGCUUUAGCUCAGACGGCAUAUGGAUCCAGCAUGCUGGUAACAACAUGCUAUGGGUACCAUCAGAGUAUCGGCCGUCGCGUUCGUCUGUGUGUGGGACUACAGUGGGUGUAGGUACUGGGUCUGGAAGAGUGUGGAUUUGUAGUAUAGACCCUUAG